AUGACAUUUCCACUCAGAUGUCUAAUGAAGAAAUCAGAACCAUGGAUGUGGACAGCUGCUUGUGAAUCUGCAUUUCUAAAACUCAAAUCGGAACUCUGCAGUGACAGAGUGAUAAUUCCAUUCGACCCUAACCUAAACCUCAUCCUGACAACGGAUGCUAGUCCUACAGGUGUCGCAGCUGUACUAAGUCAUGAAAUCGAAGGAGUUGAACAUCCGAUAGCAUACGCGUCUCGUUCUUUGAAUCCGAGUGAAAUGAACUAUAGUCAACUUGAUCGAGAGGCAUUGGCGAUAAUCUUUGGUGUGAACCAUUUCUACAACUACCUACUUGGCAAGAAGUUCAUUUUAGUUACAGACAAUGAACCAUUGACAAGGAUUUUUCACCAAAAUAAAGCUCUACCACAGAUGACGUCAGCUCGCCUACUGCGAUACGCUUCAUUCCUCUCCGGAUUUGAUUACAUCGUUCGAUUCAAGAAGGGAAGUAGCAAUCAAAAUGUAGAUUGUUUAUCAAGACCUCCAGUCAAAACAUGCAGUAGUUCAACAGAUCAAGAAAUCGGGGAAGAAGUGAACCAGCUUUAUUCUCAAUCACUUUUUCAAGUAUCCAACCGUGAAAUAACUUCAAAGACAAUCAAAGAAGAAACCGCAAAAGACCAUGAAAUGAAUGGAAUAGUUCAAACCCUGAAAAACAAUUCUACUGACUCAGAAUACACCCUACUUGACGGUAUAUUGUUUCGAAAAGACAGAAUUGUAAUUCCAACAUCUUUACGCUCCAAAAUACUCAGUGAACUUCAUGAAACUCAUCUGGGAAUAACCAAAAUGAAGCAACUCGCUCGACGCUAUGUUUACUGGUCAGGAAUUGACGGUGAAAUCGAAAGACUAGUUAAAGGAUGUAAAAGUUGUGCCCUAGUGAAAGCAAGUCCACCUAAAGUGUCAGUACAUCCGUGGAACCUACCUGAAAAUAACUGGGACCGCAUACAUAUAGAUUAUGCCGGCCCUUAUGAAAAUCACUACUUUCUUGUUUGUAUUGACGCAAGAUCCAAAUGGGCUGAAAUCGAAGUGUUGAAGGAAGCUCCCACAUCUUCAAACACAAUCAAUCUGUUAAACAAGAUAUUUGCUACACAUGGGUAUCCGAAAGAAUGCGUUUCUGAUAAUGCUAAAAUAUUUAGAAGUGAAGAAUUCAGAGCUUACUGCAAGAUCAACGGCAUAUUCCAAAAGUUCAUCGCCCCUGGGCAUCCAGCGACAAAUGGCCUUGCAGAACGCAACGUACAAACCCUGAAGAACAAAUUAAAGUCAGCUUCUGAAGAACCUGGAACCCUGACAGACAAAGUGAGAAGAAUCUUAUUCCGUUAUAGAGCUACUCCAUUAGCUAGCAACCAAACCCCUGCUGAACUCUACCUCAAUAGAAAACUAAGGAUUCGACUGGAUGCCAUAUUUCCUUAUCAACACCCUAAAUCAAAUAUCCAGCCUGUUUUAAAACCUGUCAGAUCGAUUCAAGAGGGGGAGAGAGUGCAAAUUCAAAUGUACACUAACAACAGACAAGUUUGGCAGUUUGGAGUAAUAAAGAAGAAGCUAGGAAAAAGACAUUACAUAGUAACACUCGAUAGUGGAAGAAAUAUCAAGAGACACAUUAACCAGCUUAGACCAACUCUAGUAAUGAAAGAAAAGAUGGUAACAUUUGGACCCAAGCAAUCAUUUGAUGUACCAAGACUUCCAAACCAAACUCCAUCGUAUCCUGAUCAAAUACCCGACCAUAUUGAACCAGAACCAGACCACCCUACAGAAGUUAACAUUCCAGUUCGCUCUCCACGACCAAUAAGACAACGACGACAGCCACCUUGGUUACGAGACUUUAUCGUUCAAAAAUAG
Messenger RNA from Macrosteles quadrilineatus (aster leafhopper), 1863 nucleotides. RefSeq lists its product as uncharacterized. The record is from RefSeq and is a predicted model, not a curated record. Lineage: Eukaryota; Metazoa; Arthropoda; Insecta; Hemiptera; Cicadellidae. The transcript has a single exon. Gene Ontology annotation, biological process: DNA integration. Gene Ontology annotation, molecular function: nucleic acid binding. Bases 1 to 1863 code for a protein of 620 amino acids.